Messenger RNA from Xyrichtys novacula (pearly razorfish), 6402 nucleotides. Lineage: Eukaryota; Metazoa; Chordata; Actinopteri; Labriformes; Labridae. The record is from the annotation of a GenBank genome assembly.
CCAGGAUCAGUCAGGACAAAUGCUAAUUCAUGUCUGUCUGCUUAAUAUCAAAUACAGGUAGGACACUAAUCUUCAUUUAUUUAUUGUUGAGAUAAAAGCCAGUGGGACCUGCAGGUAUGUCUCUGGCUCAGAAUAGAUAUUUUACUUCUCAGUUGAAUUUGAACGUGUCGGUGUGGUUGCAUGUGUUAUUGUUCUAGUGCGCUGACAUAAACCAAGAGUGUACUGAGAGUUUUGCGAGUGCUCAGCCUGUGCAGGGCUUAGGAAGGAUCUCUCUUUGGGGUGGCAGUGAGGGUGUCCUUGUCUUCUGGCAAUCCCUAAAACAGUUGUGUGUGCAGAAUGCAUUAUAAUGAUUUCAGCAGAAGGAGUAAUGAGAUUGCUCUUCCUGGUUCUCUCAUAACGACUGCAUUCGAUUUUAUAUCAGAUGAUUCACUGAUAUGUACUUCUGAUAUUUUCUUGGUAAUUUCAGCACAGUCUGAUAUUUUCCAGGACUUGUAUUUCUCACAUGCGCGCAGUAGGAGAUUAUCUGUGCCAGUCACACUUUCACAUCUCAAAAUAAUCAGCCUGGUGGGGGUGGGGGUGGAGGUGGUGUGGGAGGGCGGCAUGUGUGGGGAGUAGGAGGAGUCCUCCAUCAUAUCAGUCCAUAAUAUUGAUUGUUUCCUAGUUAACGUCACUUACAGAGCAACUUGCAGGUUAAAUUUGGACACUGAAAAUAGCUGCUGAAUAAGUUAACCUAUUUUACGUGUUUGAAAAGACACAAUGGCAAAAAGUUGGAGGAAAUAUGUCUGUUUUACUGUUUUAUUAUAUUCCUCAUAUUCCUCUCUCUGAGCCUAUAUUUGAUCAACAUGCAGCAGUAGGAGGCUGCAAUUACGAACGGGCUUUUCUGACACAAACUCCAGUAAAAUAAAAGCCUCAGGACACUGCGAUCACUCUUUGUCUGUCGGUCUCUCUCUAAUCAGCCUCUAAAAAAGAUGCACACAGGAAGAGAGAUCAUAUGUGCAUGAACUGAAUUUGUUUCUCCACAGUCCUACAAUUUAUCAAUAAAAAUAAGAACUAAACUUCAGACUGCGGCUCUCUGAUUACAGAGCAAAAAGUACACAAGAUAAUGUGGUUUUCAGGUCUCAUCUCCAGAUAGUGUCAGUUAAAGCAGGUGAAGACCUAGAUAAUGUAUAAAAUCACACAGUAGGCUAGACUCUCCUCACCCUUACUAGGUCACUGGACAGGCUCAUAUGGCAGCUCUACCGAGUUUCUUUUACCAAUCAAAAAUCGAAAGAUUUAUGUUGUAUGCAGUCAGUAAAAGAAGAUGAACAAGUUUGUGAUGGAAGAGGGUUUUUCUCAGAGGAGAGGAGGUUAUUUUGUGUCAAACUCUGUAUCUUUUCCAGCUUUCUCCCUCAGGCUAUCAGACUUCGUAAUACCUCUCGUGUUUGUCUUGGUAUAAUGAGUGUUUGAAUUGAAUGUAUUCUAUUUGACAGGGAAAUUUAAAAGAAACUGGUUUUUCAAGGUAAAUUGCUUCAUUGUUGGUUUUAAAGUAGUAGGUGGAGAAAAGGUGAGCUAACAAAAUCAGCAUGUUGCGAUGAGUGUUUGUCCUUCUCGGUAAGUAGUUGCUGCUGCACCUAUGUCCACUUCUGUUUCAUAAAACGCUGCUUUAACGCUCACCAAUUUGACAUUUUUGGUCCUUUUCAGGGUUGCGAGCUAUGGAGGAGCAUGUCGGCCAUGGUAAUGGAACAAAAAAAUCUGUGGAUGUUUAAUGUACUUUUUAAAGCUAUUUUGCUAUGAAUGCUUUGGUCGUAAUUUUGUCCUAUUUAUAUUGUAUUAUUUGGAGAAAAGAAAACUACAAACAAUGGGAAUUUGUUUCAUUAUUCAAUAUUUUAUUUGAAAUUGCAUGCAUCAAAUCAUGUCUUUGGUUUUACCCUCCACCUCGUCAUUCUUGCAGCACCAGUGACUACAAAUGGAUCUGCCGUGCAUGUUUUGUGCCCUGAAGACUGUGACAUUGAGCUGUUAGAGAAUGGAAGGACCAUUGAUGAUUUCAUAAACAUUAAGAUUAAAGAGCUAACCUCAGAGGUGAGUAUAAGAAACUUCAAAGUUUUUAAAAUUUGCAUUUUCCAAUCUUAAUGCUAACCUCACUUUAUCCUUCAGGACAAUGAAGAGCCAUUCUUCGUGGCGAACCUGGACAGUAUGUUCAAGAGGCACCUCAAGUGGCUCACUAACCUACCUCGAGUCAAGCCUUUUUAUGCGGUGAAGUGCAACAACACACCAGCUGUUGUGCAGAUGCUGCGUGCUCUGGACACAGGUUUUGACUGUGCAAGCAAGGUACUUAUCAGUAUGUUAAUCUUUGCCGAUCACAAAGUCUAUUUUGUUCUCUCUGUUUUCUCAGUAUUUCUUUUUUGUUCCAUGUCCGGGGGCUCACAGGGUGAGAUUCAGCUGGCCCUGUCUCUUGGAGUGUCACCGGAAAAAAUAAUUUACGCCCACACAACCAAACCUCUUUCGCACAUCAAAUACGCCUGUUCUCAUGGAGUAAACAUGAUGACUUUUGACAGCGAGGAUGAGCUCCUUAAAAUUUCUCUCUGUCAUCCCAAAGCCAAGUAAGAAACCAACCACUUUUAUUUCCUGGCUACACUGAGGACAAAUCUUUGCUUGAGCACUGACUCAAAAUGAAUCUUUUGUGUCUAUUUUUUCAGGCUGGUUCUCCGUAUUGCCGUGGAUGACUCCAAAUCUCUCUUGAGACUCAACUUAAAGUUUGGAGCCAAGCUGGAGAAAGUCUCUAAGCUGCUGGAACGUGCCCGUGAGCUGGACUUAAACGUUAUUGGAGUCAGCUUCCACGUCGGAAGCGGCUGCACUGAAUGCGCAUCGUUCAAGCAAGCGAUAGCGGACGCCAAAGAAGUCUUUGACAAAGCAGUAAGUCAUCUGCAUACAGACAAACGUCACAAAAAAUACAGUACAUUUGCAUGUUCAGAGGAGUCGCCUUUGUUUGACCAAAGUUUGUUGGGACGACUGGCAAAAAGAAAGUGGAAAGUUUAAUGUUGCAUAUAUAUCCAAGGCUUAAAAUCAACUAAUUUACUUGAUAGAAUUGGUUUGAUUGGUUUUAUAAGUGUUGGGUUGAUUAGACAAGCAGCUGAUAAAUAAUCCUUACCAAGAGAGACACAUCGCUCACGAUCCAUGUCAUGGCGUUGGGCCUCCUAACAGACCUUAUAGACCUCCUUACAGUGCCAAAGGGCCAAUCCCAAGUGUAGAUUUAUUCACCAAAAAUCAGAGCUCUUCAACAUUUACAUCGAUGUGCACUCUUCACGUUAAUAGCAUCAGUAAGUCUGUGCAUUUUGCAAGGUGGAGAGUGAAUGUAACAUGGGAUGAACUAAAUAGAGAGGCUGAAGAGUUGGAGAUAUUUCACACUGGUUUCACAAAAAACUCUGAUAGCAACUUGCAGUAUGCAAAGCUCAUGUUUUCGAGGGAUGACAGUGUGAAGUAAUAGCUGAGAUCGUCACAUAACACAAGCCUCACACUGAUCAUCUUUUGUGAUAAUGGAACAUGUGGGGAAAGAUCAGAAAACAUCUGUAAGGAGUGUGCUGCUGAUGUAUGUCAAAAGGACAGGCGUGAAGGGAAACAUUAGAGGGGAAAAGGGGGGACAUACUGCUGUCUGUAUAAUGACAGGUUAGCUGCAGGAGAAGUGUGUGUGGGAGGUGGAGGGAUUAUUGUUUAUGUGUUGAUGUUGCCAAAACAUAACUCUUAGUCUAAUCCUCACAUUAAGGGAUAGAUUUAAUGAUGAGGAUGUGGAAGUGGAUCAGAUGAGUAUAGGUUUCAGCGUCGACCAAUAUCAAAGUCAAGGUAUGAGUACCAGGACUUCACAAAUUGGAUCAGUGUAUCCCUAUACAACAGGAUUAUUGAUCGACCACCAGUCCCUGUAUUAGCGAUUUGUUGUCUUCUCCUACAUAAAAAUGGGGGAAAAUCCCAACAACAACUUUCUGCACAUGUGUAAAGGUUGUGAAAAUGGCCAUGCUUUUGAGUUCUGAUAUGAGGGAGAAAAGAAAACUAAUAUUUUCAGUGGCACUGAUCACUGACAGCUCUGAACUAUGGGGCUAUGACAGACUGUAAUUGUACAGGACAGCUUGUGAAAAUGGGUGAGACAACUAGUCCGUGUGAUAAAAGCAAACUAUCUUUCAUGACUAAAUUUGUCUGCCGCUGACUUGGUCCUUGAUUUUUGCCAUGACUGUUGACUCAUCGAUGCACAUCUGGCACAGUGCAUUCAUGUAAAAAAUAGUUUGCCAAUGUGGAUCAUUAUAUUUCAAAGUUGACCACACCAGACUGAUGAAGCCAAACGAAUACAAUCUAAACUCUUAUAUGUGGACUUUUUUUAUAAGGUCAAACUGAUGUCUCUUUCAGAAAAUGAUGGGGUUCCAAAUGACUCUCCUGGAUAUUGGUGGAGGUUUCUCUGGCAGAGAGGACUUCGAAGUAAAAUUUGAGGAGGUAAAUUUGAGAAAUAUACCUUGUUAGUGCUUUUUUUUUUUACAGGCUGCCAUACAGCACUCAGUAAAACAUGAACACUUUAACCGUGUUCACACAAUAUUAGUGAAAAAAUCUUUGGAAACCAAUCUACAUCCUGUCUGUCAGUACCAGUUACAACUCCAAAUAGAUUCAGUGUCAUGCUACGUGAGGCAGGCCACAAAGUCAAGCUGAGAACUAGACAUUAGCUAACAUUAGCAUUAGCCCUGAUCAGCUGACAGCUCACUCAGUUACCUUCUAUAUUGGCCAUUUGAGCUUACUAUUUGAACUGCUUUAACCUGCCUGCUUUCCUCUGCAAACCCCUAUGCAACCCGCCUCUAUAUCUGCUUUGUUCUGAGUCUUUGCUUCUGCUCUCCCUGUCUUGACUUGAUGUGUAUGCACAUACACCAGGUUUUAGCAUCCCAAGUCCCCAUGUGUAAAGGCAGGGAGCUCUCCAAUAUUUUUUACUUUUGUGGUUCCCGUUAAACUGAAAUUAUCUCCCAUUAAUUGACAUCAAUGUAAAACAACUGAAACAUACCUUAGUGUUUCUCCAAUGAAAUUCACAUGAGGACAAUGAUUUGAGUUGUAAUUUACACUUUAAGUGGAACUAGUGCAACCCUAGAACAUUAGUAUGGUGUAAAAUUCAGCCUAAAUCAAAAGUUAACAAUUGCAUUUUCCCCUUCUAGUUCACAGAGGUCAUCAAUGACGCCCUGGAUAAAUACUUUCCCCCAGAGAGUGGGGUGAAGAUUAUGGCCGAACCAGGCCGCUACUAUGUGGAGUCGGCCUUCACACUGGCAGCCAACAUUAUUGCCAGAAGAGUCAUCACAGAUGACAUGAAGGAACUUUGCAGUAAAGUAUCAAUAUUUUUUAGGCCUUGUAAAUAUUGUCUGUUGAUUGAUUAUUCUUUGUGUAAACCCAAGAAAUCAAGUUCACAUUAAUAUUAUCAAACAUGGCAUACUGAUAUUUGAAUAUAUUCAGCACACACCCCCACAAUAUCACUGAUAAGACUUCCCUUAAGGCACUUUUCAGAUGUUUUUGUGUUGUGACUGUCUGCUCAGGCUGGUUAAGUACAGCUCACAUCCUCCAUUUUUGUACAAAUCAUCAGUGUACUUAUGCUCUGAGACCGAGGGUGUCAAUCAAUGGUCAGGUAAAGAAGACAGCACCCUCUGCUGGACCAAACGGCUUUAGACAGCCUGAUGCACUGCUAGACUUGAAGGUUAAGAAAGACUCAAAUUUUGAAAAGAGGGACAGCGCUAUCACCCAGUGGAAAUUUGUCUUUGUACUUUUAUAUACAGUAUAACAAUACUCUAAUUGAAUUUUCUACCUCCUAUCUAAAAUAAUCACUGUCAUUCACUGUGUAUUGUUUUGUUUUUUUCCAAGAUGGAAAUAAUGAAAACUGCCCCGACAAGAUGAUGAUGUACUACCUUAAUGAUGGUGUUUAUGGCUCCCUAAGUUGCCUUAUCAAUGAUGCUGCCCACACUGCGGUCGAGCCAUACCUGCACAGGGCAAGUAUCCAUUAUGACACGUAAAAAUUGAGAUUUUGCUAAACAAUGAGAUGUUUCAUGUUUCUAAGCCUAAAAUAACAAAUGACACACUGAGAGGAGAAAAUACAACCAGCCCAGUUAAUUAUCUGUGUUUUCCACAGGCUGUUGACAGCAGUGAGCAAAGAUACCCCACUGUUGUUUGGGGUCCGACCUGCGACUGCCUCGACAAAGUGACUGACAACAUCUGGUUUCCUGAGCUGCAGGUGGGGGACUGGCUCCUCAUUGACAACAUGGGGGCUUACUCAGUCAGUCUAACCACCGACUUCAACGGCUUUGAAAGAGCGAAUAUCUACUCUGUACUGAGUGCAGAUAUUCUCCAUGCCCUAAACCUCUCCCACACCUACAAAAUUAUGCAAGACUGACCCGAUAACAUCUCUGCACACAUUGG